Gryllus bimaculatus (two-spotted cricket) is the source of this 588-nucleotide messenger RNA. The record is from the annotation of a GenBank genome assembly. Lineage: Eukaryota; Metazoa; Arthropoda; Insecta; Orthoptera; Gryllidae.
CUUAUAAUUGGGAAUUAUGGACUGAGCUUAGAUCAGAGUAAGACUCAGAUGGCUGUCUGGGCCAUAUUAGCUGCUCCUCUUAUAAUGUCCAAUGACUUGCGUGCUGUACGUCCAGAAUUUAAAGAGAUUUUGUUGAACCGGGAAAUUAUAGCCAUAAACCAAGAUGUUUUGGGCAUUCCUGGAAAAAGAGUACAGCAGCAUAGAAAUAUUUCAGUGUGGGUGAGACCUGUGACUCCAGUAGGUUAUACUCACUCCUAUGCAGUUGCUUUUACCAGCAACAGAGAUGAUGGCGCACCUUACACAUAUAGUGUGAAUUUGAAUGACAUAGGACUGACAAAUCCUGCUGGCUACACAUUUAAGGAUUUAUAUGGUGACAAGGAAUUCGUUUUGAGAGCAAAUGCAACCCUUACAGUGAGAGUAAAUCCAUCAGGUGUAGUCUUCUACAAAGCCACAGUUCUUCCAUGAAGAAUGACUCCUUAAUAUUAUUUCUGUUAUCAAUCUUUUAUACUUCUUUUAAUUGUUUUACUCUAUGUUAUUUCUAUGAGUUAUUUCUACAUAAUUAUUUCUCUGUAGUAAAAAAAUUAUUCA